Molecule: messenger RNA, 744 nt
Organism: Ostreobium quekettii
Lineage: Eukaryota; Viridiplantae; Chlorophyta; Ulvophyceae; Bryopsidales; Ostreobiaceae
Source: the annotation of a GenBank genome assembly
AUGGCCUCGCGGAACAGACCCGCCAGCGGCGCCAUGCCGCCGGCGAGGGGCGGGAUCAGCGGCGUUGGAGGCAGGCUUCCCGAUGCCGGCGAAAUCGGACACGAGGAGGGUGCCCGCCUGCUGCGCUCUUACGUCCAGGACACCCUUCGCUCCAAAGCCGUCGGUGAUUCCGCACAGUACCUGGGGUUCGUGUACGACUUUGUCCAGCUCAAACAGUCGGAUGUUCAGAACAGUGCGGAAUCAGCCAACAAGUAUGCAGCACUGCUGCGUGCCAUCGGUGACUCCGUUACUUUUCUGAACGAGAGCAGUCACGACAGGCUCUGUCAGGAACUCUUGAGUAUCAAUUUGUGGACGGCGCCCCAGGUUGUGGCCAUGGCCUAUGCACAGCUGCUUGUGAACCUGGCAAUUUCCAAUCAAGCCUUUGUCCCAGGUGUGUUGAAGUGGUUGAUAAGGAGCUUCAGGCCAAUCCACACAGCGGCAGAGAAGGGGUCCUCCAAGCCAGUGAGAUGGCAUCAGUCACAAAGGGAGAAGCAGGUUCAAGAUGUAGUGAUGGUGACACUUGCCAAGGUACAGGCAUUGCUCCUGUCUAGUAAGUACCAUGGUAGACGUUUUGUGCACCUUGGAUUUUUCUGUGACUUGAGCAUCCUGCCACAAGCAGGGGUUUCAAUUGCAAAUUUACCAGCAUGUGUAGCAGCAGACAGGUCCGUACUGUGUGAAGUUUCGCCCCACUCCUUUCCUUGUUAA